AUGGAUGAGAUGAAUCACUCUAUGGUAUCAGAGUUUGUGUUCCUGGGACUUACCAAUUCAUGGGAGAACCAGCUUCUCCUUUUUGUCUUCUCCUUUUCAUUCUACUUUGCAAGUAUGAUGGGAAAUCUUGUCAUUGUGUUUACUGUAACCUUGGAUGCUCAUCUUCACUCCCCUAUGUAUUUGCUCCUGGGUAACCUCUCAAUCAUUGAUAUGCUAUUUUGCUCAAUCACAGCCCCUAAAAUGAUUUGUGAUGUUUUCAAGAAGCAUAAAGCCAUCUCCUUUUCGGGAUGUAUUACCCAGAUCUUCUUUAGCCAUGCUGUUGGGGGCACUGAGAUGGUUCUGCUCAUAGCCAUGGCCUUUGACAGGUAUGUGGCCAUAUGCAAACCUCUCCACUACCUGACCAUAAUGAGUCCAAGAAUGUGUCUGUUCUUUUUAGUCACUUCCUGGGCCAUUGGUGUUAUCCACUCAGUAGUCCAAUUGGUUUUUGUUGUGGAUUUGCCUUUUUGUGGCCCUAAUGUAUUGGACAGUUUUUACUGUGAUCUUCCCCGACUCCUCAGGCUUGCCUGCAUAGACACCCAAGACCUAGAGUUCAUGGUCACCGUCAAUAGUGGGCUCAUUUCAGUGGGCUCCUUUGUUUUGUUGGUCAUUUCUUACAUCUUCAUUCUGUUCACUGUUUGGAAACAUUCUUCCGGUGGUUCAUCCAAGGCCCUUUCCACACUAUCAGCUCAUAUUACUGUGGUGGUCUUGUUCUUUGGGCCAUUGAUGUUUUUCUACAUAUGGCCUUCUCCUACAUCACACCUGGAUAAGCAUCUUGCUAUUUUUGAUGCAUUCAUUACUCCUUUACUGAAUCCAGUCAUCUACACAUUCAGGAACAAAGAGAUGAAAGUGGCAAUGAAGAGACUGGGCAGUCACCUUGUGCAUUACGGGAAGAUUUUGUAA
Choloepus didactylus (southern two-toed sloth) is the source of this 939-nucleotide messenger RNA. Its product is annotated as olfactory receptor 4F15. The record is from RefSeq and is a predicted model, not a curated record. The transcript has a single exon. Bases 1 to 939 code for a protein of 312 amino acids. Gene Ontology annotation, cellular component: membrane. Gene Ontology annotation, molecular function: G protein-coupled receptor activity; olfactory receptor activity. Gene Ontology annotation, biological process: G protein-coupled receptor signaling pathway. NCBI's taxonomy places the organism in Eukaryota, Metazoa, Chordata, Mammalia, Pilosa, Megalonychidae.